Molecule: messenger RNA, 1015 nt
Organism: Aspergillus versicolor CBS 583.65
Lineage: Eukaryota; Fungi; Ascomycota; Eurotiomycetes; Eurotiales; Aspergillaceae
Exons: 2
Source: RefSeq, a predicted model, not a curated record
UGAGGAACUCACGUUGGUGACUUGAAUACACUGAGAAUGGGCCCAUUCUAAUGAACAUGACAGACAAGAAGAUAUGCAACGCUCGCUUGACACCAACUUCCACGGCCCCAUCAACCUCACGCGCGCCGCGUUGCCGCAUUUCCGCAGCAAGGCCGAAAAGGGCCAGGGGCUGAUUAUCUACAUGGGCUCGCAGUCGGGAUUCCACGGAGAGCCCGCCGGUGCUGCCUACUGCGCCAGCAAGUUUGCACUCGAGGGCGCCAUCGAAAGCCUUUCCAAAGAACUUGCCUGGCUCGCGCCGGGCAUAAAACCCUUAAUAAUUGAAGCCGGCAUCUUCAGUACCGAAGUAAUGAAAAACAUCAACCACGUCCCGCACCGCGUUGAAUUCUGGCGCCCGCUUAACGACGCGUGUCGCGUUCGAGGGGCAGGCAAUUACCGCAACGAGCCGGGGAACGCGGUUGACCUGGUGUCGAAAGUGAUCCAGAUUGGUAAAGGCGUAGGUAUUGCUGAAGGGAAGGACAUUCCGUUGCGUGUGCCGUUUGGGAGUGACUGUGUUGGGUUUCUUCGGCAGAAGAUUGAGGAUUUGACCACGAUUGUGGACGAGUGGGAAGACGUUGCGCGCAGUGCAGACUUUCCAGCGCAUGGAGGGCCCAUGCCUGCUUUGCCUGAGUAAGUCUACGCCAUAGUGAAAGUAGCAGCUAGAGCAGCUAGAGCAGCUAUUUCUAAAUGGAGCUGAAGGCGAGCAUUGCCUCGAGUGUAUAAGUUAAAGAGGAUUAAUGUCCAGGGCUGAGAGACAAUCGGGUUUGCGAUGCUUGUCAAUUAUCAAGGGUACACCUCAUAUCCCCCUGUUAAACCCCUUCAUUGUGCUGAGCUGGCGGGGAGGGAGCCAGUUACUCCUCUGGUUACGCUGAAUGUCUCGCCUCGCCUACUUGCAUAGAUAGAUUCCGCUGCAGCUGAAGCAGCCCCUGCCCCAUUGCAGUUAUAUACCGGUAGCAGUUUUGGUUUGGAUCCGGAAUCG